This is a messenger RNA of Eremomyces bilateralis CBS 781.70, 1701 nucleotides long. RefSeq names its product zf-DHHC-domain-containing protein. Bases 352 to 1701 code for a protein of 449 amino acids. Gene Ontology annotation, cellular component: endoplasmic reticulum; Golgi apparatus. Gene Ontology annotation, biological process: peptidyl-L-cysteine S-palmitoylation; protein targeting to membrane. The record is from RefSeq and is a predicted model, not a curated record. The transcript has 6 exons. Gene Ontology annotation, molecular function: protein-cysteine S-palmitoyltransferase activity. Lineage: Eukaryota; Fungi; Ascomycota; Dothideomycetes; Eremomycetales; Eremomycetaceae.
AUAAUGAAAGCGGUUCACCGAAGUGAGCUGUAAAUGAGGCGAAAGAAGGAGGUGAGGUUGAGUCUGUCGGCAUGGCAGGUCGAGCCGAACAUCAACCGGCACCGCCUGCUUUAUUACUCCGACGUCAUCAACACUGGACUUUUGAGCCUUGAGGUGCUUCAAACUUGCGUCUGGCAUCCACCCGGGCGGAGUCGAAUCGCUCUUCGACCUCAAUUUUCAGAAUCUCUGUCAAAGGCACGGAGGGCUGAUUUCAACCUCAUUGCCUUAAUCCUGCCCAGACUCUAAGCCAACAUGAGCCCCUCCUAAUCCGCCCGACAGGCGACAACAUGAAAGAGCAGGGAACACGCGAUCAUGGAAAUGGACAGGCUUGCAACCCAGAGGUCGAUGAACAAAUGGGCUGCGAGAGCGAUACCAGUGAUACUGUUCGGUAUCAGCGGGUAUGCCAGCUAUGUCGUGGUUGAAAGGGUGUGCGUCCGGUUCUUCCUGCGCCCGCCGCCUGACCUAGGCCUCGUUUCACAGCCGCCGACGAUGAUAGGCAUUCUGGUUGCCUUCUUCAUCCUCAUGGUCCUUUGGAUAGUGCCCUAUGUUCGGAUCAUCCAGGUCAUAAUCACGGACCCUGGCCUUGUCCCCCGAAAAGAGGCGGUGUCACUUCCCUCCGCCAAUUCAACAAACGAUGCGAAGAACGGCUCUCGAACGGCUUCGCGCAUACAGUCUCAUGAUGUCAACCGAGCGUUAGAAGGCACUGGCCAUCCUUAUGCUCCAGAUGGAGUGCUUGAUCGCCGAGCCAUCCUAGAAGGGGAAGUCCCACCUCCUCCUGGUCUAGAGAAAUUCUACGAAAAGAAUAUAUUUGUUUGCGACUACACAGGGCUUCCUAUUUGGUGCAUCGAAUGCAGGAACUGGAAACCGGACCGAACCCAUCAUUCUAGCGAGCUGGGAAGAUGUGUGCGUCGGAUGGAUCACUAUUGUCCAUGGGUUGGCGGUAUCGUCUCUGAAACCAAUAUGAAGUUCUUCGUGCAGUUUUUGGUAUAUGCAGCAUUAUGUACUGGAUUCAUAAUGAGUCUAUUGGCAUAUGUCGUAUCGGUGCAGAGACGCAGCCUACCGGAAAUAGACCCCCAUGUGAUCGUCGUUUUAGCAAUAGCGUCGUUGUUCUUCUUCUUCACGGCCGGCCUUGGGGGAUCAACAAUCCACCUCGCUCUCCUGAACCUGACAACGGUGGAUAACCUAGGCCGAGGAAACCACAUUUACUUUCUAGCGGUGCGGAUUGACGAGGAUGCCCAGAAUUUCGGGGCAUCGCCGUCCAACGCCAAUGGCGGGCAAGGUGGAAGCGCUCACUAUACACAGGUCACGUACCCUUUUCAGCGCCUGAGCAUCAGAGGCCAGGAUGCUAAUAAUAGGGAAAAUGUUGAAUCAGGGGCACAUGCAUUUGCCAUUUUACGAACCCCUUCCGGCGACAACCCGUUCUACAUCAGUCGCCUUCGGAACAUGCAGGAGCUGAUGGGAUAUACCAUCCUAGAUUGGCUUCUACCAUUCAAGUAUUCGCCGCUCUGCGAUCACAGCAGUCCCGAGAGCGACUUUGUCAUGGGGCCGCUAGUCGAGCAGCUAAAGCACGAUGCUGGUCUGUCCGAUCGCCGCAGUCGUUCAAGGCACCGGAAGAAAAGGCGAAGGCGGCGGCGAGAUCCAAACGAAGAUUCCAUAGUUUGA